GAUAUGUCACCGCAAGUAAAUAAUGCCCGAAUUGUUUGUUAUUAUUUCGAUAUUAGAUUUUCAAAUUAAUGUUUAUGUUUAGAAUAGAAAAAGUCGACAUAAAAGAUUAUUUGCACUUAUAGUAGAAUUUGUUUUAAAAUGGGUAGGAGAUAUUAUUGUGAUUAUUGUGAUAAAACAUUUAUAGACGAUCUUGAUGCUAGAAAAAAGCAUUUGCAAAGUGCACAGCAUAUAAAAAUGAGAAAUAUUCACUAUGAAAACCAAAGAGAUCCAGAAACUAUUUUUCGUGAAGAAUCCUUAAAAACACCCUGUCGUAGAUAUUUCCAUGAAGGUUUUUGCCAAUUUGAGGGUGUCUGCAAAUUUUCUCAUUAUACACCUGAGGAUUUAUAUGAAGUUAGCCGACAAGUUGAAUUCAACAAAGAACUACAGAAAGCAAAAAAAAUUAAUAAUGCCAUAAAAAUACCACCAGUUGAAUCAUGGAUAGAAAAAUACAACAGAUCCUUAAAUGAAGCAAAUCCCACAUUAGUCAACAUAUUUUGGGACUAUCCCAGAAAUUUAGAAAAUCAUCCUAAUCUUCCACCUUCCUUGUUGCAAUUUAACCCUAAUAGUUUUAUAAAUGAUGAUUUUCCACAAUGGGGUAAUUAGAUUUUUCAUAUUUUAAUUUUAAUAAACAAUAAUAUUACA
Messenger RNA from Aethina tumida (small hive beetle), 681 nucleotides. Its product is annotated as zinc finger matrin-type protein 5. The coding region runs from base 139 to 642 and encodes 167 amino acids. NCBI's taxonomy places the organism in Eukaryota, Metazoa, Arthropoda, Insecta, Coleoptera, Nitidulidae. Gene Ontology annotation, cellular component: U12-type spliceosomal complex. Gene Ontology annotation, molecular function: zinc ion binding; nucleic acid binding. The transcript has 3 exons. The record is from RefSeq and is a predicted model, not a curated record.